UCCUAUUUAUUUUUUUCAAUUACUUUCACAACAGGCUCUACCAUUCUACCCCUUCUCCUGCUCUCCAAGAGACGAGAGGCGCCCCUGCAGUGUCAUCAGUCAGGCAGCCAUGCGAGGCCAGCGUGUGGUGGAGAGCAAGUGCAGGUGCUGGAACCCAGCCGUCUGGCUCCUGCUGUCCCUGCUGGCGUCCCUCGUCUUGGUGGCCGUCUCUGUGCUGCUGCGACUCGGAGACUUGAAAAUAAACAGACGGGCUGUAAACACCGAUGGCGUGCAAACCCCCGUGAGGAUGCCGUACCAGGUACAACUAGUGAAUGGACGUAGCCGGUGUGAGGGUAGAGUGGAGGUGUUCUACAAUAACUCAUGGGGCACUGUCUGUGACGACGACUGGGAUAUGGUGGACGCCAACGUGGUUUGCCAGCAGCUGAGCUGCGGAGUGGCGGCGGCGGUGGGCAGCAGCUCUCAGUUCGGACAAGGCUCAGGGCUCAUCCUACUGGAUAAUGUGGACUGCAGAGGGAGUGAAGCAGACCUCAGCCAGUGCCGUAGUCUGGGCUGGGGCGUCCACAACUGUUACCACUACGAGGACGUGGCCGUUACGUGCAGAGAACCGGCGGUGGUGGGGGCGAAAGGUUUUGAGCAUCGCACGACGCCUCUGCAGGGGAACUUGGGUUUACGAGACGGCACUAUCCGUCUGGUGAAUGGACAGAACGCCUGCCAGGGCCGUGUAGAGGUCUACUACCAGGGGGCCUGGGGGACAGUGUGUGAUGACGACUGGUCCCUCAACAAUGCCCGGGUGGUCUGCCAACAGAUCGGCUGCGGCAGUGCCGUCCAAGCACACACCAACUCCUACUUUGGCUAUGGAACGGGUCGAAUUAUCCUGGACAAUGUUAACUGCCAAGGCACGGAGCAGGACCUGUCCAGGUGCAAAAGCCUGGAUUGGGGCAAACACAACUGUGGCCACCACGAGGACGCUGGGGUUACCUGCACCGGAUCCACCACUGUACCUCCUUUGGCAACCGAAAACAAGAGAGGGCUUUUGGUAACAUAUGACACUGAAGCAACAGAAAACAUUCCAGUCACCACAAGACCAACUCCAACGACUGUUACCACAACUGCCCUGACCAAAGGCACACCAACCGUCCGUGUGAUGAACGGUAACAGCAGCUGCCAGGGCCGCGUGGAGGUCCUCUACAAAGAUAUUUGGGGAACGGUGUGCGACGAUGACUGGGACAUGCUCAACGCCAAAGUGGUGUGCCGUGAGCUGGGCUGUGGCCAAGCCAUCGCGUUCAAGGGCCAGGCCUACUUCGGCUAUGGUUCUGGUCCGAUCCUGCUGGACAACGUGGAUUGCGUCGGUUCUGAGCGGCAGCUGUCCGACUGUCGCCACCUGGGCUGGGGUCAGCAAAACUGCGGCCAUCACGAGGAUGUCGGAGUUAUCUGUGCACCUUUCGAAUUCUUGAAUGCAAAUAGCCGUGACUUCCAAGUGACAGAAGGCAUGCCUGCCACCACAAAGCCUCCCUCUGAAGGAAUGGUGAGACUGGUGGGGGGCCAGCACCAAUGCGAGGGUCGGGUGGAGAUGUACUCAAAUUCUGGAUGGGGCACGGUGUGCGACGAUGCCUGGGACCUCCCCGACGCUCGAGUCGUGUGCCGCCAGCUGGGCUGUGGCGAGGCCGCGGUGGCGAGGCCGGAGGCGUUCUUCGGUCCCGGCUCGGGGACGAUCCUGCUGGACAAUCUCAAGUGCAGCGGCACUGAGGCCUCCCUGCAGGAGUGCUCCCAUAUAUCCUGGAAUGUGCACAACUGUGACCACUCUGAAGAUGCUGGCGUCACCUGCUCGCUGUCGUGAUUUCAGCAGAGCCAGGCUCUCGUCUCCAGGAGCAGGAGGCGGGCGUACCAACCUGGCACUUGUAUAUUAUUAUGUAAAUAACAGCUUCCACAUUGCACCACCAACAUGCAAAAUAACUAAGGUGACGAUAUAUAAUUACGUACUAAACUAUCUAUGCCUAUUAAGCACUUUAUAAAUAAAUAUAUUUGAAAAACAAAACUCUCAACUAUCCGACUCACUCUUAAUCGACCCGAGAUGUUUAAAGGUUUACUGUAAAUGUGAUUUGUUGAUGAUUAGCUGAACACAAGUGGAAGUCUGUUAUUAAUUAUGUGGAUGGAAGAGGAGAGGUUUGUAAACUUUAGUUCCAAAAUUAAGCAAAUAUGUAAAAUAAAAAAAGAAAUGAACCACAAAUAAACAAGCAAAUGAUAUACUACUACUGGAAUGAGAGAAGAAACAUCCCCAAAUAAACGUGUCAUAUGUCGAGCAACU
Molecule: messenger RNA, 2305 nt
Organism: Gasterosteus aculeatus aculeatus (three-spined stickleback)
Lineage: Eukaryota; Metazoa; Chordata; Actinopteri; Perciformes; Gasterosteidae
Gene: ssc4d
Product: scavenger receptor cysteine-rich domain-containing group B protein
Cellular component (GO): membrane
Source: RefSeq, a predicted model, not a curated record